GCGCUGUUCAGCAUCAUCCAUCAAAAAGAAAACGGUCCACUUUACGCCGUAUCCCCACUGAUCGACUUCCGCGAAAUAGCGCCAAUACAACCACUCAUCAUGUUGUCAAUCCGAGUACUCAGCGCAGGGGCUAAACCUGGAGCUCUUAGAGUGCCCCGGCCGUCUCCUCCGACAGACAACUCCAUGGCUCAGGUCAAGCUCAUUGCGGCUGGACUGCAUCAGGUCGUCCGAAAACGAGCCUCAGGUGAACACUACUCAGUCACCGGGGACGCAAACACGCCGGGGAUAGACGGAGUCGGCGUCAACCUCAGUACCGGAAAGCUCGUCUACUUCGUCACUCCCGUGGCGGGAGCGGGCUCUUUUGCGGAAUAUGUCAAUGUGCAGACAAAGCACAUGUGGGAAAUGCGCGACGAUGCGGAUCCCGUACAGGCAGCCGCCCUGAUGAAUCCGCUCAUGAGCAGUUGGCUCGCACUGAAAAAGCGCGUCGACUUUCUCCGAGAGGGAAGGCAGGAAGGGUGGUCAUGUUUGAUAAUGGGUGCGACGACCAUGAGUGGAAAGUUGGCCAUCAAAGUGGCUCGGCAUUUUGGAGCCGCCAAGGUGAUAGGAGCAGGACGCGAUGAAACUUCGUUGAAAAGUCUCGGUCUGGAUUCCUACGUUGUUCUCAAUGACCCUGCCGAAACAACAGACUUUACCGCCGCCGGUGACGUGGAUGUCGUGCUCGAUUAUCUUUACGGCCCAUACGUGAGCGCAUUUCUACUCGGCACCAAGGGUCAGAAACAGUUGACUUGGGUAUCUAUUGGCGGACUUGCUGGGGUCGAAGCCGAGAUACCGUCACAAGAGCUGCGCCGCCGAGAUCUGACCAUCAGGGGGUCGGGAAUUGGUUCAUGGAACCCACGCGAAGCAUUCGGGGAGGUUCCGCACAUGCUGAAAUCACUCGAGGACAUUCAUAUGGAUCAUGUAAAGCCGUAUCUCAUGGAGGACGUCGAGAGAGCGUGGGAAGCACCGGACGGCCGAGUUGUUUUUGUGACAAAUGAGUACUCAAGUCUUAUCACAAAGAAGGAGUGAUCGAAUCACCGAUUAUCACAGUUUUUAGUUCUUAGGU
Molecule: messenger RNA, 1102 nt
Organism: Ilyonectria robusta
Lineage: Eukaryota; Fungi; Ascomycota; Sordariomycetes; Hypocreales; Nectriaceae
Exons: 1
Coding region: 100-1065 (321 amino acids)
Molecular function (GO): oxidoreductase activity
Source: RefSeq, a predicted model, not a curated record